AUGGAACAGAGAAUAUCACCAGUUGAUACUUUCAACCUAAGUGUCACCCCUAUUGUUGGGGAAUUAAAUCAUAAUCAUCCAUCUUCUACCAAACAAGAUCCCUCCUCUUCAUCCAAACUAUGGAAUUCAAUAGAGAAUAAUAAAAAAGUAGAAAAGAAAAAGAAAAAAAAAGUAAUUAAAACAAAAAGUGCAAUUAAAGAGGUUCUAAGAGAGUAUCAAGUAGGAUCAACAGUUCCAAUUAAACAAUUAAGGAAAAAAGUAGUAAAUAAGCAAAUUCAACAAUUGGAAAAACAAUUAAAAGAGAAAUUCAAUUUAAAGAUCCAUCAACCCAAUAAAUACUAUUUUGUAAUGGGACAAGAUGUUAAAGUUUUAAAGAAACCUAAAGAACGGUCAAAAAAACCUAAAAAGAAUUCCACUACAUCCUUAUCCUCAUCUUCUAUUCCCAAAAAGAAUAAUGUUCAAAAAGCACAAGAAUAA
Cavenderia fasciculata is the source of this 477-nucleotide messenger RNA. RefSeq lists its product as uncharacterized. Lineage: Eukaryota; Evosea; Eumycetozoa; Acytosteliales; Cavenderiaceae. The record is from RefSeq and is a predicted model, not a curated record. The transcript has 3 exons. The coding region runs from base 1 to 477 and encodes 158 amino acids.